UCGGAGCGCCGCCGCCGCCUUGAUCUCCGCUGCCGAAUAACAAAGGGGAUACAUGGAGCGUGUGCCGUCGCUCCUGCUUCUCUGCCUUCAGUAGAAUUGCCAAAAUGCUUUGGAAUUCUUAAACGAUUCUAAAAGUGAAGUUGCUGAAGAUACAAAACUCAUAAGAACACAAGAAGCAGCAAGGAGGAUUCAGUGCCAAUGCAGCAACAAAGAAGACAGCCAGAGUUAGUGGAAGGAAAUCUUCCUGUUUUUGUUUUUCCUACAGAACUUAUAUUUUAUGCAGAUGACCAGUCGACACACAAGCAGGUGUUGACUCUAUAUAACCCCUAUGAGUUUGCCUUAAAAUUCAAAGUUCUUUGUACAACUCCAAAUAAAUAUGCGGUGGUUGAUGCGACCGGUGCAGUGAAGCCUCAGUGCUGUGUUGAUAUUGUGAUUCGCCACAGAGAUGUUCGUGCUGCUCACUAUGGUGUGAUAGAUAAAUUCCGUCUGCAAGUGUCCGAGCAAAGCCAGAGGAAAGCACUGGGGAGAAAGGAGAUUAUUGCUACUCUACUUCCAUCUGCAAAGGAACCACCGCAACAAAAGGAAGAGGAAGAAAAACGAAUAAAAGAACACCUGUCUGAAAGUGUCUUUUUUGAGCAGACUUUGUGUCAACCAGAAAACAGACCUGCCUCAUCGGGACCGAGUUUACUAACAGUCUUCCUGGGAAUAGUGUGUAUUGCAGCACUAAUGCUACCUACGUUGGGGGAAAUGGAAUCCCUGGUGCCUCUCUACCUCCAUUUAAGUGUGAAUCAAAAGUUAGUUGCUGCUUAUGUUUUAGGUCUCAUCACCAUGGUUAUUUUGAGAACAUGAGCAAUGACUUAACAGGACAUCAAACACCUUACUGUAUAUUCACAUCAUGAAUGUGGACUGCCUUUUACUCCCAUUGGGCUCAUCAAGAUGCUAGCAACUCUGUUCAGUGAUCUAAGAUACCUUCAGAAGUGUAAUAUAUUUUAACUAUGUAUAAUAAAUGAAAGACUCAAAGCACUUUUAGGUGCUUCUGUAACAGACAGCUAUGAAAUGUUCAGUGAUACCUGUGAAAAUGAUUUGAAACACUUUUAUAUUUACGCCUACUGUAAAAAAAAAUCCUUAUUAAAGCAACAUUUGUUAUUUUUAGUCUAUGUUCACAUCAGUGCGUGAUCACUAUAAAAGCAAACUGUCGUGUAAAGCGUUCCUUUGGUUUGUGGCUGUACCUGCUGGGGCUGAUGCCUGACACUUCUGUAUAUGUACCAGAAGGAUGGCAGUCGUGGCUAAUCAUUGAAGCAAAUGGAAAAUUUCAUCAGUGAAACUAUGAAAUAAACCAUUAAAUUUAGGUGAAGAAGUAAUUCUCAAAUUCCUUACUUCAUUGUUACCGAUGUAUCACUCAGUGCUCAUUUUCUUACCAGGGGAAGUAAUUUCUGCAACAGACAUUUUGUAUCGACUGUAGACAAUAAAGACCAGUUCUGUAAUCA
Meleagris gallopavo (turkey) is the source of this 1487-nucleotide messenger RNA. The record is from RefSeq and is a predicted model, not a curated record. Lineage: Eukaryota; Metazoa; Chordata; Aves; Galliformes; Phasianidae.